AUGUCAGUCGCUGGAGCUGCAGCGCCCCUCGGCGUCAAGGGUCGAUCAAUCUGGGCAGGCAUGGGUGCUUUCCUCAAGCAGCGCACGGGGCGCCUCUGGGACAGCUUCUACUACUCGCAAAGCAGCACAAAAUAUGUCAUGUGCUUCCUCUUCCCCGCUGGAAUCUUCUACACCCGCUUCCGCGCCGACACCAAACUCGGCUACCACGUUUUUAUCAACGAGGAGAGCAUCUAUCCGGACUACUCGCACAAGUACUUUGACACCAAAUGGACGAACGGCCGCAAGCUAUACCUGAGCGACGAGACGACGGUCGCGCAGCUCAAGGCGCAGAUCUACGGGCCUAAUGAAGUCCCAGCAGACGUGAAAGUCGCCUGCCGCGGACGCGUCUUCGAGGACACCGACAACGUCGCCAUGGCCGUCCGCGCCUUCUGCAAGCGCGACCCGCGCCUCCUCCUCUUCAAGGACGAGCUCUGA
This is a messenger RNA of Besnoitia besnoiti, 474 nucleotides long. RefSeq lists its product as uncharacterized. The coding region runs from base 1 to 474 and encodes 157 amino acids. Lineage: Eukaryota; Apicomplexa; Conoidasida; Eucoccidiorida; Sarcocystidae. The transcript has 2 exons. The record is from RefSeq and is a predicted model, not a curated record.